Messenger RNA from Paramuricea clavata, 4512 nucleotides. The record is from the annotation of a GenBank genome assembly. Lineage: Eukaryota; Metazoa; Cnidaria; Anthozoa; Malacalcyonacea; Plexauridae.
AUGAGUGAGACAAACGCCAGCACCACGCUGGAAACAAAAUUAUUUCAAUUGCAACUAACGACGAAGCGCACGGACGGAAUUCUUGCAAAAUCCGAAGAAGAGCCUAUUGCUCGACAUCAGGGAACACUCAGAACUGUUAUUGGCGAAGUGGAAAAUCUAAGGCUUACGGUUGAAGCUGAAAAACUGGGCAGAAAAGAGGAUACUACCGAGUGGAGCGAGGAGAUUGAUACCAAAAUCAGCGAGGCAGAUAGUCAUGUAAGACUGACGAAGGAAUGGUUGGCGGAAAACAAGAGGAAACUAGAGGAGAUGGAGAACGACGAGAAGAUCAAGUUUGAGGUAAAACUGCAUGAAACUAAAGUAAAGUUACAAGAUGAACAUAUUCUUAAAAACACCUCGCAGACCAGUAAAACUAUGAUUGGAAUGCAAGCGAAAUUACCGAAGCUAGUGAUUUCGAAAUUUAAUGGUUCUCCUAUGGAUUGGCCAAGGUUUUGGGGACAAUUCUCAGAGAACAUUGAUCAAUCCGCAAUUGCCCCGGUGACUAAGUUUUCUUAUCUUCGCGAGUUGUUAGAGCCUAAAGCACGACAAACAAUCGAAGCAUUGCCCUUCCACAGCGAAGGGUACAAUCGAGCGAUAAGCAUCCUGAAGGAUAAGUUUGGGAAAGAAUCCGAGAUAGUAAAGGGUUACACGCGCGAGAUACUUGGGUUGCCCACAAUACAAGCGGCCAAUCAGAAAAAGAUUCAUGAGUUUAGCGACAAAUUGUCGUACUGCGUUCAAGCUUUAGAGACAUUGGACAAGCUUGACGGGGUCAAUGGCGCCGUGCCAAUGACUCUUGAUAAACUGCCUAGCAUUCGUGGAGAUUUGGUGCGAACGGACCCUGAAUGGGAGAAAUGGACCUUCACCAAACUAGUUGAAGCGCUCAAAGAGUGGUGUCGAAGAAAUCCAAUCGACAAACCAUCUGAACUAAACGACGACUCGUUUAGCAGCAAGAGAAGAGACAAGCUGUUUCAUGUCUCUCGUCAGAGAUUAAAUCCACGUAAUUGCGUUUAUUGCGAUAGCGGCGAACACAAAACAAACGAUUGCGCAAAAGUAACUCUGACGUCAGCCCGUAAACAGAUACUAGCCAAGAAACGAUUAUGUUUUAAUUGCGCCGCGGGCAAUCAUAAAGCCUCUGAGUGUCCGAGUAAAGCCACUUGUAGGAAGUGCGAAAAGAGACAUCACACGUCUAUUUGUGAUUCUCACGACAACAAGGCCGGUGGUCAAAUUUCUGGCCAAAAUUCAAACGCUGCCAUGACUACAUGCCAGAAAAGCGAAGCGGUGUUUCCAGUAGUCGUUGUAGAAGUCAAUGGAAUUCGAUGUAGAGCGCUGAUUGAUUCGGGAGCUGGGAGCUCCUACGUGUCAGCAAAACUGAUAGACUUACUCAAACUGAAACCAUCACAAUCCCAGAUUAAAAACAUUGACAUGUUAAUGGCCUCUAAGACGUCCAAACUCGAGAUUUACGAUAUGAAAUUUGACUCGCUAGACGGCUCGUUUAGUCUUCCCGUAAGAGCUACAAAGGUAAACAAGAGUGAACUUUUGUUGAUCGACAAUCCCAAAUACCCCAAAUUAAUCAAUCAACACCCCCACUUAACGGGCGUGACAAUGAACGACGAUGACGUCAAAGAUACCCUGCCUGUCCAUGUCAUUUUGGGGAGUGGGGAGUAUGCGAAGAUUAAAACGCAAACAAGACCGAGAAUAGGAGACGAGAAAGCCCCUAUCGCCGAGUUGACCAAGUUUAGUUGGUUUCUAAUGGGCCCUGGGUACGAGUUCGAAAGCAACGUGAUGUUGAUGACCCAGACCUCCCACGCCGAGUACGAGGAAUUGUGUAGACUGGACGUUUUAGGGCUCGAAGAUACCCCCCAACAUGACCAGACGGUGGUAUUUAGCGAGUUUAAGGAACAGUUGACCCGAUCUCCCGAGGGAUGGUACGAGACCGCGUUACCUUGGAAACCAAACCAUCCCUAUCUUCCAAACAAUGAACGUGGUAGCCUGAAGCGACUCGGAGGUUUGACUAAAAGACUUCAACGCGAAAACUUGAUGGAGAAGUACGACGGCAUUAUACAAGAACAACUCGCUGAGGGGGUCAUCGAAAGAGUUCCACCCCUCGUGGUGACCGGAAGUGACUCCAUUCCACCUCCCGUGGUGACCGGAAGUGACCCUAUUUCACCUUCCGUGGUGACCGGAAGUGACUCCAUUCCACCUCCCGUGGUGACCGGAAGUGACUCUAUUCCACCUCCCGUGGUGACCGGAAGUGACCCUAUUCCACCUCCCGUGGUGACCGGAAGCAACCCUAUUCCACCUCCCGUGGUGACCGGAAGUGACUCCAUUCCACCUCCCGUGGUGACCGGAAGUGACCCUAUUCCACCUCCCGUGGUGACCGGAAGUGACUCCAUUCCACCUCCCGUGGUGACCGGAAGUGACCCUAUUCCACCUCCCGUGGUGACCGGAAGUGACUCCAUUCCACCUCCCGUGGUAACCGGAAGUGACCCUAUUCCACCUCCCGUGGUGACCGGAAGUGACCAUAUUCCACCUCCCGUGGUGACCGGAAGUGACUCCAUUCCACCUCCCGUGGUGACCGGAAGUGACCCUAUUCCACCUCCCGUGGUGACCGGAAGUGACUCCAUUCCACCUCCCGUGGUAACCGGAAGUGACCCUAUUCCACCUCCCGUGGUGACCGGAAGUGACCAUAUUCCACCUCCCGUGGUGACCGGAAGUGACUCCAUUCCACCUCCCGUGGUGACCGGAAGUGACCAUAUUCCACCUCCCGUGGUGACCGGAAGCGACCCUAUUCCACCCCCCGUGGUGACCGGAAGUGACCUAGUUCCACCCCCCACUGUGAGCGGAAGCAACGCAAAGGAAUUCUACAUUCCACACAGAUACGUAGUCAGAGAAUCAGCCCAGACGACCAAAAUGAGGAUUGUAUAUGACGCCUCGGCCCGAGAAUCACCCGAAGCUCCAUCCCUGAACGAUUGCCUCUAUGCAGGACCAGCCUUACAGAACAAGUUAUGGAACGUUCUGGUACAACAGAGAGCAUUUCCUGUGAUAAUUUCGGGUGACAUCAAACAAGCCUUCCUACAGGUUCGAGUCCGACAAUGUGAGAGAAAUGCGCUCCGAUUCCAUUGGAGAUCCCAUGCUGACGCAGAGAUCCUAACCUAUCGUUUUACGCGAGUGUUAUUCGGCCUUGCGCCUUCGCCAUUUCUACUUGGGGGAGUCCUCGAAUGUCACCUCGACUUGUGGUCCCAGAAAUAUCCGGAAGACGUGGAGCGAAUACGUCGCAGUUUAUACGUCGACGAUAUUUUGUCUGGUGGUCAAGACACAACAGAGGCGAAACAACGGAAAACCACUGCAAUCGAAAUUAUGGACGAUGCAAAGUUCAAAUUACACAAAUGGAACUCCAACGUGCCAGAGUUAGAAGACAUCAACGACGAAAUCUGUGACGAACAGUCGUUUGCAAAACAACAAUUGCAAGUCAAGCCGAGUGAGUCAAAGUUGUUGGGCCUCAAAUGGGACAAGACCACGGAUACCAUCUCAGUGGAAUUCCCUGCCCGUACGCCAGCAACCACCAAGCGUGAACUCCUCGCAAGUUUAGCAAGGAUCUACGACCCGCUAGGUCUAGUAUCACCGAUAACGUUGCAAGGCAAACUCGUGUUUCGCGACGUAUGCGACUCCAGGAUCGGAUGGGAUUCCAAUCUCCCAGACAACCUUAAAAAACGAUGGCUGAAGUUCGAGAAGUCCCUUCCCGAACGAAUAAGUAUCCCAAGACCACUCGCGCCAUACCAUCAACCAGUCGAUUCAGCCGAGUUGCACGUAUUUGGAGAUGCAUCAACUGAGGGAGUAGGCACGGUCGUCUACUCUGUGGUCCGCCAGGCCGAAGGAGUUACAACUUCCCUCGUUGCGGCGAAGUCCCGAUUGGCGAAGAAGAAUCUGACGGUGCCGAGAUUAGAGUUGGUCAGUGCUCAUAUGUCAGCAAAUAUCGUGACAAACGCAAAGAAUGCCCUGAUAGAGCUUCCCACACCAGAGAUAUUUGGUUGGUUAGACAGCACCGUUGCACUUCACUGGCUUCUCGGUAACGGUCAGUACAAACAGUUCGUCGCGAAUCGCGUGAGAAAGAUACAACAACAUACUGAGAUCCAGUGGAGGUACGUGCCUACCGAAAAGAAUCCGGCAGACAUCGCGAGCCGUGGAGGACAUAUUGCUAACAGUACGUGGUUGACUGGCCCUGAAUGGCUCGCUGAUCGUGAUCGCUGGCCAGAAAAUCGAGUAGCGGAGAAAUCACCUGCCUCGGAGGUCGAAGCGAAAGUCAUGAAGGAAGUGCUCAGCCUCGCACAAGAACAAGAACAAGAUAAAGAUUCUGAGAACGACCCCUUCGAGAACCUCCUCCAACGUCACGAUCUGCUUCGCGCACUCCGAAUUCUAGCCUGGGUACGCCGCUUUACGACAAACCGUCAUCGUAGAGGGCCCCUGACGUCCGAUGAC